AUGGCGAAGCCUGAGGACGUCCCGUUUUAUAUAAAAGUGAGUACCCGUUCCAAUUAAAGUACCACUAGAACUUCAGAGACUACCUACCAUCCUCCUUUUCAUUUGCGCCAUUCAUCUGGUUGCCAAAACUGCAUUGGUGGGAAUGAGAGAUCUCAGAUUAAUAAUAUGAGAGUUUCAGCUCAAGCACCAGUACCAGGCAGUUGACCAGAACAGCACGAACACGCACUUUGCACUCACGUGCGUCACCGCGUGUCUUCUGUGUUUUCUUUUUGCUCUUGUUGUCAACGACAUGAUCUUCAAGAUGCAUUCAACGUUCAGAUAUGUCAUUGGCAUGAACGUUUGUUUUUCAUCUGGGCCGUCCUACAGUAGUCUUCUAGAUUGCCAUACUUUGUACGGGAUUGUUCGUAACUGGCUUCAUGCUGGCUCAUCUUGCGGAGAUAUUUUCUGCUCAAACGUUUUCUUUCAACACUUGUAAGCUCCAUCACAUAAUUCAGUUUACUAUUAUAACCCCGCAGGCCAACAACUGGGUCUCAACACGAAUAGAGACGAAACCCCCGAAGCCAAUGCAGUGCUCACAAGUGUCGAGAGGGAUCGGCACGAGAAAGGUGAGCCUCCCGAAUAUAAUCCGAUAUGCAACGCUAACCUGCUAAGCUGUGUGCGACGAAGCCGUCGCCGUGGAGUACUCGUACAUCUCCGUCGACCUGCUCAUCCACGUCUUCUUCCUCCCUCUUCACACCUUCGCCACCGCUUUCUCGUGGACCUUCUCCGACCUCUUCCGUCCCAGAACGCAAGAAGAUUUCAUAAUUUAA
This is a messenger RNA of Caenorhabditis sp. 36 PRJEB53466, 809 nucleotides long. The record is from the annotation of a GenBank genome assembly. Lineage: Eukaryota; Metazoa; Nematoda; Chromadorea; Rhabditida; Rhabditidae.